This is a messenger RNA of Fusarium odoratissimum NRRL 54006, 1566 nucleotides long. RefSeq lists its product as uncharacterized. NCBI's taxonomy places the organism in Eukaryota, Fungi, Ascomycota, Sordariomycetes, Hypocreales, Nectriaceae. The transcript has 2 exons. The record is from RefSeq and is a predicted model, not a curated record. The coding region runs from base 31 to 750 and encodes 239 amino acids.
UGGAGCUGUACCCAGAUGAGUCAAUAACCAAUGAAGCGAUUUCAUCACCAACUUCGAUUCAUCCGCAUUUCGCCACUGACAUCCACGAUGGGCCCCGACUCAACCACUCAAGACCAGGCAUCCCCUGCUCAGAAGACAUCGGUCCCUACCACUCUCAUAUUCGAUGGGCAGCAAAUAACAUUGGAGAAUGAGCCGUCAAUACCUCUUUACCGGCUUAGCCGCACCAUAGCCUGCAAAGUUCAGAAGCAUUGCAGCAUAAUAUUCGAACAGAUCGAGGUUGUCGAGACAUCCCAUCCAGAUGGGAAAGGUUCAAAAAUACGGCAGCGCCCUCAUGAUCUUUACUACCUUGUGAACUCGCUUCUCAUGCUGCAACGUCGACACGAUACGCCGGCGUGUUACCUCACCGCUCCAUCGCCCAAAGCAUUGGGCAAUAUUCAGGUCGACGUCUAUAAUACUCCUUCGCAAUGUCUGGGAUUCAAAGCGAUGCUCAACGCCGACAAAUCAGCAGAUGAUGUUCAACUGUUUAAAGUCGAUACCCAACAAAUCUUGUUUGAGAUGAGGCCGAAACUAAAAGGCGGUCCUUAUCAGUGGAUAGAUGCAGAUGGGCAGAGUAUUGCAUAUGAGCCAGGUCAGGAGGGCAAUCACAAGCUCGUAAUUCAAGUUCCAUUGCAACAAGACAUCAGGGGUGCCCUGGUAGCACUAUGGACGUUGAGACUCUGGUAUGAGCAUAUCCACGGUCAAUCAGAAUGACAGUGAGGGUCAUACAACUCGCCAACCUCCAUGCACACUUCAUUCUAGUUCAGAAAAGCGCUUACUCAGAAGAACUGCUAUGUGGACGCUGUCUGUCAGGUGAGACACGAACAGGUAGGCGACUUCCAUAAUGGUUGGGGGCAAAUGAAAUAGAUAGGCAUUUCUCAUAAGUAUCAUACAUAGAAUUAGAUUAUACACCACCCGAGAACUAAUAUGCACGGCUCGAUAUUGGGGCUUCUACCGCUCAACAUCUCCUGAACUGUGUACCUCAAACGCGACGGUCUUACUAAUGCCGAUCUGUUUCGUGUCCAUCUCAUCAAGAUCAAUAUCCGAAGAAGCGUUUCUGUGGUCCCUGCGACUAAUGAUGCGCUCUUGUGAACUUGUCCUGUCACCGGUCGACUCUCCUCCCCGAACCUCAACAAUGUUCUCGCCUUGCUGGGUUGUGAGGACAAUAUCGCCGCCACGGCCAUUCGCGAACUGUCGAUGUGGAUAGCCACCAGGCUGGUGUCGGCUUUGGCCUGAUGAGCCGUAAACUUGGUUGUGAAAAACGACCUUUGAUGCUAAGAUGUCGAUGCUGAGCUUGUCAGCGUGGUGGAUUGAAGUGAACAAGGUAAACCUACAUCAUCAUUACUGGGAACAUGCAUUCCAUACUGUACGCAAACCGAUCAAUCUGUGAAGCAAGAUUCGUCGCACUUUGUUCAGCAUUUUGGAAGGAAUAUGUGAUAGCCCGUAUGAUGCCCAGUACUGCAAGAAGUGCCAGUCGGACCUCAGUACUCCGCAUCAAGUAUCUGAACAGACCAGCCUUGAUAGCAGCGC